This is a messenger RNA of Etheostoma spectabile (orangethroat darter), 3700 nucleotides long. It is a transcript of the gene lhx1a, whose product is annotated as LIM homeobox 1a. Gene Ontology annotation, molecular function: DNA-binding transcription factor activity, RNA polymerase II-specific; RNA polymerase II transcription regulatory region sequence-specific DNA binding; zinc ion binding. The coding region runs from base 719 to 1942 and encodes 407 amino acids. NCBI's taxonomy places the organism in Eukaryota, Metazoa, Chordata, Actinopteri, Perciformes, Percidae. Gene Ontology annotation, biological process: regulation of transcription by RNA polymerase II; neuron differentiation. Gene Ontology annotation, cellular component: nucleus. The transcript has 5 exons. The record is from RefSeq and is a predicted model, not a curated record.
GCUCCAGGAUCAGCGGACUGAGCGAGAGGGGGGGAAAACUCUUCAAAAGAAAAUCUUUUGGCUGUGUGAUUUUGUUUCUCGCCGACUUCUGAACACUGGAUACGCUGCCAUGUCAAAGUGCACUGAAUUAUUUAUAGGCGUGCGUGUCUUGUUGUGUGACAGCUCUGCCCUUAAAGCAUUUUAUUAGACGCCUCUUCCAGCACUGACUGGCACGCGACGCUGCUCUCACCGAUGCGUCACUUCCAAGAGCGCCGGGACAACCAAACUGCUCCGGUCUCCUCGCCUGAGCCCAUCCGCAGCUUCCUGCGUUCAAAUCUACAUUUUGGUUAAAUUGUGAGUUGUUUUUUUCUUUGCCCAGGAUCCAAUAUAGGACUCAUUCUUUUUCUUUUUCUUUUUUUUCCCCCUCCCUUUGGCUUUUCCACCUGAGAGAGAAAGAGGACGCGGUGGCCAUCGCUUCCUUCCCUCCUGUUUUGGUUUUUUUUGGACGCUGAGUGUUUUUUUUUUUACACAUGCAGGAAGAAAACUGUGGUGACACCUGAUCGACCGCACAUUGACCCGGGAGCUCCAGACGAAUCACGGAGGGAGAGAGAGAGGGAGAGAGAGAGAGAGAGGGAGAGAAGAUUUUCGGCCAAUGUUCGGCCGGCGCCGCUGAUUUGGUCUGUGUGUGCGCGCGCGUGUGUGCUUCGUUUUGUGGGGUUGUUUAGCCCAGCCAAAAGCCAUGGUCCACUGCGCCGGCUGCGAGAGGCCUAUCCUGGACCGCUUUCUGCUCAACGUGCUGGACAGAGCCUGGCACGUCAAGUGCGUGCAGUGCUGCGAGUGCAAAUGCAAUUUGACAGAGAAAUGUUUUUCUCGAGAGGGGAGACUGUACUGCAAAAACGAUUUCUUUAGACGGUUCGGCACCAAGUGUGGCGGCUGUUCGCAGGGCAUCUCUCCCAACGACCUGGUCCGCAGGGCCCGCAGCAAAGUCUUCCACCUCAACUGCUUCACGUGCAUGAUGUGCAACAAACAGCUGUCCACCGGGGAGGAGCUCUACAUCAUAGACGAGAACAAAUUCGUUUGCAAAGACGAUUACCUAAACAACACCAGCGUAAAAGACACCAACCUCCUCUCAGUGACGGCGUGCAGCGACCCCAGUUUAUCCCCGGACUCCCAGGACCCGCUGCAGGACGACGUGGUCCUGAAGGACACGGAGAUCGCCGCCCUGUCCGACAAAGAGACGGUGAACAACGAAAACGACGACCAGAAUCUGGGGGGGAAGCGGCGCGGCCCGCGGACCACGAUCAAGGCCAAACAGCUGGAGACUCUGAAGGCUGCGUUCGCUGCCACCCCGAAACCCACCAGACACAUCCGGGAACAGCUGGCCCAGGAGACCGGACUCAACAUGAGGGUCAUCCAGGUGUGGUUCCAGAACCGGCGGUCCAAAGAGAGGCGCAUGAAGCAGCUGAGCGCGCUGGGCGCCCGGAGGCACGCCUUCUUCCGGAGCCCGAGGCGGAUGAGGACGCUGGUGGACCGGCUGGAGCCCGGGGAGCUCAUCCCCAACGGGCCCUUCUCCUACUAUGGAGAUUAUCAAAGUGAAUACUACGGCCCAGGCCCGAACUAUGACUUCUUCCCCCAGGGGCCCCCGUCGUCGCAGGCCCAGACCCCUGUGGAUCUUCCCUUCGUGCCCUCCUCGGGCCCCACGGGCACCCCCCUCGGAGGCAUGGACCACCCCCUACCGGGCCACCACCCUUCCAGCGAGGUACAGCGCUUCUCCGACAUAAUGUCCCACCACCCGGGGGACUCCCCCAGCCCGGAGCCCGGGAUCCCGGGACCCCUGCACAGCAUCUCCUCCGAGGUGUUCGGCCCGAGUCCGCCCUUUACCUCACUGUCUCUGAACGGCAGCGGAUACAGCAACCACCUGUCCCACCCGCCCUCGGAAAUGAACGAGGGCACCGUGUGGUAGCUCUCUGAGAGAGAGAGGACUCUGUUCGCCGGAGGUUCGGUAUCGCAGGGGUGGUGAAGUGGGGGUCUGGCUGGGGGGUUGAGGACAGGGGAAAUGGAUAUCGACAGGGUUAGGGCAAAAUGCCAUGAAGUCAUUAUUUUUGUCGUUUUUUUUUUUUUUUUUUUUACAAUAUUUAUUUAUUUAUUUUCCCGGUUCGAUUUGUUGAUCUUGUUGUGGGGGGGGGGGGGGGGGGGGGGGAAGCGUAUCUCGCAUCAUGCUCAAAAACAUUGUCCUCAGUAUUGUGUUUGCGUGUUUCUAUUUGCUUCUCUCUCCCUCCCCAACCCCCCCAACACACCUUGCAUCCAAAACUGGACUCACAAAAAACAACAAAACGGGCAAGACUGCUUACCUGGCCCCCGUUCGCCCCCCCCCCCCCCCCUUUCUUUGGGCCCCUGGGGGUGGGGUAGGUGGGGGCUGUCACCCCUUUCUGACGCCUGUCAGGGUCCCGGCAUAGCAACCAAUCCCCCCUAACACCCACCGCUGGGGUAAAAAACAACCCUUUGGAAAUCUCCUAUAGUAUGUUCCGAACACGAAACACGUCAUUAGCUACUGUCAAAGACUUGAAUAGCUUUACAGAGAGAGAAGAAGGGGGGGGGCUGAGAGUUGAUGGUGUGCUGACCUGGCGCUGUAAGGAAGGCUGAGCGGCGUUCAGACUCUGUUCCAGGCACUAGACUGGUCCCUUGUAUUAAUUCCGAAGCUCCUCAGACCUCUUUGCCUCUCAAGGCUCUGCCAUAUUGACACUUAACCUUUUUUGACACUGUUUCCGAAAUGGGCCGCAGGAAAGGACAAUUCCACCUCCGUCUGGACUAUUUGUUUCUUUUUUCCUUUUUUUGUGGUUUCACAAUUUGCCACCAAAUCUGAAGAAGGUCCGCCUUCAAAAGGCAAACGGUUUAAAAAAAAAAAAAACCUCUACGGAUUGCUAACCCUUUAUUUAAAAAUGGAAGUGAACUUGAAAUGUUGAAAUGAAGUCUACCUUCUAAAAAAAUCUUUUACGGGGGUUCUAAAUGGGACUUUAGAACAGUCAACUGUUUACGUAAUCUAUUCAAUUCAGGAGUCCAGAAGUCUCGAAAAACCUUGUUUUAGAACCUCUCAAUCCAUAUAAAAAUGUUCCAAGCAACCAACCAAACUUUUGUAUUGAUUUCAUUUAUAUUGUAUGGAGAUAAAAACAAAACAAAAAAAAACAAAAAAACCACACACACACACACACACACACACACACACACACAUUUGCUGGGGUUGUGGUUCACUGUGCUAGUUUGUACGAGAUGUUGUUUACAAAAAAGGUUUAAAAAAAUUUGAAAAAAAAAAAUACAUUGAAAAUAUAAGUAAAUUAGACAUUUGCCAAAUAAAAAAAAUAUAGCACAAAUACUGUUAAAGUGCUUUGCACCAUCAUCUGCAGAACGUGUUGAGACAAAAUGUAAGUGUUAAGGGGAGUAAUUGACUUCUUAAUUUUUUUAGUCAUAAAAAUUGUUAAUAUAACACACUUAGACAGGUUUUAUUUUUGUGUCUUUGAAGGAGAAAAAUCCAAACUAUUAAAAUUCUAUGGUCAAAUAUGCGGCUAGUCGCUGCGACAUCUCUUUGAAUAUCAAGCCCUCAUGGUAUGUCUUUUAUUGUCCCAAUAAACCCGAGCUCAUGUGACCUCCAGUGCAUAUUAGACCAUUCACUGUAUAAAUACAACAUGUUGACAAAAAUGUGUUUCUAAUAAAACUAGAAAAUAUA